GCUCAGGCCACCGAAGAACCAAAAAAACCGAAGGAAGAAAAAAGAUGGCUCUCCGGGCAGGAGUCUUCUCCUCUAUUCCCACCCAUCAAAUUCGCUGCUCCGCUGGGGGGAAAUCAUCACCGGCGGAGGACUUCGCUCUUUUGGCCGCGGUGUUCCGAAGGCGGCUCCUGGCCGGGGUGGGGACGGCGUCGCUGGUGGCGGUGGGGGCCAACUUCGGAGGGGUCACCAGCUUCCUCCUCGGCCUCUUCCCGGACUUCGGCCGGGGCCUCAAGCUCGACCUCCUCUACCCUGUCCAGGGCUUCACUCGCUGCCUCGCCCCCAACUAUGGCUUCGAAUUUAUAUAUCCAGCAAGCUGGGUUGGGGACCAAACACUGCUCAAUAGAGUUGUGGACAAAGCUGAGUCUCAGAGAACCUUAGAUCCCCCACCAUUAAGCAAUGGGAGGUCACCUCGCGGUGUCAGUGAGCCUGUGGUAGCCUUUGGGCCUCCAGGAUCCAAAGGCGAGCUUAAUGUCAGCGUCAUUGUCUCUCCUGUUCCUCGUGAUUUCUCAAUUGAAGAUUUUGGUGGCCCAAAGGAAGUUGGAGAGACAGUUCUAAGGAGGAUUUCUGGAACCAGAAGAGGGGCCAGUAUAACGGCGACUCUAAUAGAUGCAACUAAGAGGGAAGAUCCAUCAAAGAAGGUGAAUUACUACAAGCUGGAGUUUAGAGUGGAGGGCCCUUCCUUUCGCCGACAUAAUGUUGCUGUAUGUACUGCAUGCAGUGGCAAGCUAUUCACUUUAAAUGCUCAGGCACCGGAGUCGACCUGGCCAAAGGUCAGGGAAGAGUUUUACAAGAUUGCAGAUUCUUUCAGUCUCACUGAAACAUAAAAAGUAAGGUAUUACUAAUGAUCCAUUAACCAGCAAUAUGUUCCAAUAUGUUGUCAUGACAGGUUUUAUUCUUUGAUAAAAUAGGUUAGGAUCUAACUUCUUCUUAGCAUUCUCUCUACCAUUGAUCAGUGGUGGACAUCAUGACCAUGGUACGCCCACAGUUACUAUCAGUAGUCUCAGUAUUUGAUCGCUAAAGUUUGGUAAGACACAUUUAUAUUCCACUUGCAAGGGAUAUAUAUCUACUAGCACGAUGGAACAUAUACUGGUUUUAGUAUUUCAAAAGCCUCCUGUCAUAUUGUGAAUUUUUAAUCAGAGUUUAUUGUGAAAAAUAUGCUCCAGUUUGCUUUCCUUGAGUUCAAUGCCUCCAGACAUUGUUUCUGCAGUGUAGAAGACAGACUCUAGAACAAUCUGAGUCAUCUAAGGAGAGUGCAUUAGCUGCACUUUUUUCUUGGAAUUUUUGUUCCAUAGACUAAGAACAUAGCAUGAUAUAAUGCAUUUGGCUAGCUGAUACAAUUAUAUUUAAUCAGCGGUUAAUGAAGUACAGGUUUGACUUGUCCAUAUCAAGAUCACUUGAACAUAAAGCAGUGUGUCCAUAAUAGUCUAGAUCUGCAUAAAUAUUGUUGUGAGGAUGGAUCUCCCUCUCUUUCU
Messenger RNA from Elaeis guineensis (African oil palm), 1511 nucleotides. Its product is annotated as psbP domain-containing protein 7, chloroplastic. Gene Ontology annotation, biological process: photosynthesis. Gene Ontology annotation, cellular component: extrinsic component of membrane; photosystem II; photosystem II oxygen evolving complex. NCBI's taxonomy places the organism in Eukaryota, Viridiplantae, Streptophyta, Magnoliopsida, Arecales, Arecaceae. Gene Ontology annotation, molecular function: calcium ion binding. The record is from RefSeq and is a predicted model, not a curated record.